AUGACUGCACCUAGGCUCCAACUCCUCUAUCCGAAUCUCUCACGUGUGUUAAGGGCAUAUAGGCUAAUACAUCGUCGUCAUAUUUCUCCAACGAGCCCGCGCAAUCGCUUUUACCUACAUACAAGCCGACAACUUGGGCAACAAGCAUACCACCGCCGUUAUGGGCCAGCUGUCGAACGAAACGUAACUUCGCACAAGAACUCAACAAAAAACACGUCCAACGAAAUACCAGAUGGGGCUCCAACAGAUGAAGAGGUAGAAAAUAUAACUUGGGAAACUUCCCCAUCGGAGGAAUCGCAGUCGGAACCCCAACUGGAAGCUCAAGCGGAAACACAACCGAAAUCGCCUGAGUCAAAGUCUGAAUUAGAUCAGGAUCAUCAAAUUGAUGAUGCUGCUGCUGCAUCUCUAUCGGAACAAGCAGCUGCCAAUUCGGUGAACAAUUCCUCGACUAAGCCGGAAGAGUCUACGGAGCAAACUGCGGAGAGCGAUAGUACCGAAAAUAACCGUCCAUCCACGCCCAGAGAACCGGGAGAGGGCAUUGCCAGAACCUCUCAACACACCAGCUCAAAAGAUUUCGAACAAGUUUACCAUAUGCCUUCCCCUUCGACCGGCCUGGCCUCAAGUGAUUCACCAAAUCCUAAACUAUCACAAAUGUCACCUACUCCAUAUGUGCACCAUUUUGAUACGUACUCUCUUGUCCUCGAUCUAGAAAAGGGUGGUUUUACCGAAGAACAAUCUAUCACAAUCAUGAAAGCUGUUCGGGGCAUCCUAUAUGAUAAUCUCAACUUUGCCAAGCAAAGCUUGACUUCUAAGUCUGAUCACGAGAACGAGUCUUAUCUGUUUAAAGCGGCAUGUUCAGAACUCCAACAGUCGCUACGGACGGCCCGUGACUCGGAGAUUCAAAGACAGCGUGCUUCACGGGGCCAAUUAGAACAUGAGACGGAUAUUCUCUCGCAGCGCCUCAAUCAGGAUUCUGCUGCCAUGAAGGAUGACAUAAAGGCCAUGUUCAAUGACCACAAGAUGUCCACGCGCGAACAACAGCGCAUUAUAGACACAUCAGUGCAGGAAUUGAACUACAAGAUCACUGUAUCCCUCAACAGUGACAGCAAGAGCGAGAUCGAAGGACUACGAUGGAUCCUCACAAGGCGAGCUGCGCUAGCCAUUGCAAGUUGUGCAUUUAUGAUCAUCGUAUUCCUCAAGGUCGCAUCCACUCACAAAGAGAAACCAUCUCCCAAGACCGCCAAGGAAGAUCUUAAAAUGCCCGCUGUUAAAGAACUCGUCACUGAAACUCGGGUUGUUCACCAUCCUGGGCCUGGGAUCCAAGAUACCAGGCCACAUUUACACGAAGAACAUGCUCAUCUUGGUGAAAGUCUUGGCUGA
Penicillium taxi is the source of this 1380-nucleotide messenger RNA. RefSeq names its product CCDC90 family protein. Lineage: Eukaryota; Fungi; Ascomycota; Eurotiomycetes; Eurotiales; Aspergillaceae. The record is from RefSeq and is a predicted model, not a curated record. The transcript is spliced from 2 exons. Gene Ontology annotation, cellular component: mitochondrion. The coding region runs from base 1 to 1380 and encodes 459 amino acids.